UCAUCGCCAAUCUUCAUUUGUAAAUAUGAAUGCGGAUGGACCUGUUGUCAACGUGCACGUGUUGUUUUUUGCUAAAUCCCGUGAAUUAGCGAACACUCCCCGAUCGAAAGUGGAUCUGCCCACUGAAAUUACUGCCUCCGAUUUGCUGGAGCUACUGGUGUCCAAAUUUGGCCUGACCCCCAUUCGGGAUAACUUGAUUUUGGCCCACAACGAGUCGUAUAUUGAUAACCUGAGUGAAAGAAUUCUGUUCAAGGAAGGAGACGAACUCGCCAUCAUACCGCCACUAAGUGGAGGCUAACAAGUCCGCCAUGGAUCACGUUAAAUUGGUUAACGACCCCAUUGACAUCGCCCAUAUCCACCAGUUGCUGGCCGAUGAAGGCUGUGGAGCUUCAUCGGUAUUUGUGGGCACUACGCGCGAUAA
Drosophila yakuba is the source of this 421-nucleotide messenger RNA. It is a transcript of the gene Mocs2A, whose product is annotated as molybdopterin synthase sulfur carrier subunit. The record is from RefSeq and is a predicted model, not a curated record. Gene Ontology annotation, cellular component: cytosol. Lineage: Eukaryota; Metazoa; Arthropoda; Insecta; Diptera; Drosophilidae. The transcript has a single exon. The coding region runs from base 26 to 298 and encodes 90 amino acids. Gene Ontology annotation, biological process: Mo-molybdopterin cofactor biosynthetic process.